Messenger RNA from Bombus impatiens (common eastern bumble bee), 2539 nucleotides. RefSeq names its product BEACH domain-containing protein lvsF-like. The transcript has 3 exons. The record is from RefSeq and is a predicted model, not a curated record. Lineage: Eukaryota; Metazoa; Arthropoda; Insecta; Hymenoptera; Apidae. Bases 1822 to 2505 code for a protein of 227 amino acids.
AUUAGUUUCGAAGAAUAUUUCUAUCGCAAUCCUAUUUUAAUAUUUCCGAUACAUUUUAUUCCAACAUGUGUGUGUUCCUGUAAAAAUGAACAAUUUUAAACGGUAAAUCAGCCUUUGGUGAUUCGCGCGAAGAGAAUUAAACGAGAAAGUGCGGAGGAGUGAAAAAUAAGAGUGGUGGAGACUUUACAAUCGCGAUCGUCGUGCAAGUUCAUAAAAGUGUCGAUCUCUCUGUGUGGUCUAUCGGUCUAACAAAAGCUUUGGUCGAUAAAUUAGACGGGCUACGAGAAGAACGACGCUCUCGAUGUACGGAAAAUAGCGUGACACGUACGAUCACGGCGAUGCAAAAGUAUACGUCUUUUCCAGCGGGAAUCGAUGGCAAAGAAAGGUCUAUGUGGUCACCGAUGAAUGGAACGACAAGUGACCAAGAUAUUAUACGUAGGACGAAUCGCUUCUACGGAUAGAAAAGAAUCUUCACGACUUCUUCUAGAAAACACGUCCGAUGUCAAAGACUGGUAAUAUUUCAUGGAAUGUUAUAAUCGAGGAUUUUCACACGGCUGGUCGUGCUGAAAAAUAACAGCGUUCCUGGUAUUAUUAAACAAAAUAUAUAUUUCUUCUUUUAAUUCUCUCUCGUAAUUUGUACGUAAUUCGAUGCAUUUCCUUCGUUACUAUACUCAUUGUCGAGCAUCCACUAUAAUCUCUAUUCUCACCUGAUGAUACAAUUUCCCUUCAAUUUUCUCUCAAACCUCCCCUAUCGAUAUCUCCCUGCCACCCGUAAACUCCAAUUCUUAAUACGUUCGAGAAUAAAUAAAUAAUAUAUAUGCAGGGCUCAUAAUAGACAGCUAAAUGCACGCAUGGCAGGUAGUGGAAAACGUGUGAUUUCUCCUCGGGUGGUCCGCGCCUAUUUCAUUCGGAACCGCAACGAAAAGUCACCGACAUCCAGUCAUUCACGAAACGUAAUAUCAUCAUUAUAGAUCUCGUCGCACAGAUGCGUCUCUACAGGGACGCAUAGAUUUCGUUUUUAUAUUGCGGUUACCGCGGCCAUUGUGCUUGGUCUUGACGAAAGAAAUGGCUGAAAGACCCCCACAGAGAAGAGGAUCGCAUCACUGCGGGGUUGGAUCACUCGUUUGCUACCCCUGUCGACAGCUACUGUAAUCUGUACACGCUUCCUGCGCGGAUUUCUCACUUGGCUUCCCCUCUUCCGGGACCAUUACCUAUCCGGGACUAUGCGAGAUAUGCAGCCAACGUGUACGAGAACCUGGGACAAAUUGAGCUACUCCUCUUGGAACGAGUUUAACACAGUUCGUCAGAGAGACGGCUGGUUGUCCUGGGAUGAAUCUGGUGUGGUUAUUGAGGUUGAGAUUUUGGACGGAUGUCGAGAUCUUUUCGAACAAGAUAUCGUCCAACUGUUGUUCAAUAAGUUUUAAUCGUAGGGCGGAAGUUUGGAGUGGAAUGGAAUCGCAGGAAAUUUGCUAUGCUAAGGAAAAAUUGAUAGAAGUUAACUGGAAGUAAAGACACGGUCUACAUCCGAAAGCUUCAGUUUCGACGAUCUUACGCUAUCGGUGCAAGAAAUUUCAAAUUUCUAAUUUAACAAAGAUGAGAAAAUUAUUCUCAUGGUAUUAAUGCGUGUCGAAGCUGAAUCAAAAAGAUGCUUGUUCAUAUCGUUACAUCGAGUUAAUCGUUCGUCAUUUAUUUUCGAAGCAAACAGAAUCUGUAACUUCAGUGUCUUUCGAUCGACGGCUGUUUCCAAAUUCAUGAUUCGUCUCAAUCAUCAUCGUCAUUGGCGUUGUUAAAAAUUCUCAAACUCGAUUCCGAGUCCCUAUCAUGUUGGAACCACUGAUCGUACUGACAGUAUUAAAUUGUUUCUUUAUGUUCAGCUCCACUGUCACAACUUGCGCAUUAUGGUGGCAAUAUCGAACUCAUCGUUGCUGUUUCAAGAAAGAUCCCAUGUCACAGAGCACCAAGUGGAAUCCGUCCAAGUCGAAGAAUAAUCCGUCAAAGAACAACAAUUCGUCAAAGAACAAUAAUUCGUCUAAAAACAGUAAUCCGUCGAAAAAACCUGUACACUCGAAACAGGAUAACCUUGUAAAUUCAGUCAGUCGCAGCAAAUCGAAUUCAACGAUGAACCGUGAGAAUAAGAACAGGAAGAACUCGAAGCACAAAUUGAAAUCGAAGUAUCUGUCGAGAAGCAAGACACCUAGCGACGAACGACUGUCGUCCAUGGAAAUGAUAGGAAAUUGGGAGCUCGAAGAUAGAGCGAGAAUGUCAGAAGCGUCGCAGACUACGAACGAUCCAAAAUCGGCGGUGGUGAUGGAAUAUUCAACGGUACAAAAGAUCGUCCAGAUUUUAGACAAUGACGCUGAUCUUAUUGCCACGAAAAUGGCCAUGAAAGAUCUUAAUGCUAAGCAAAACGCGGAAGAGAAGAAAGUACCGAUUUCGAAUCUGAUGGAAUCGCAAUUUGACCAUCAAUCUAUAUCUGAAUACACGCCUCAGGAACAGUAUAAUUGAAUUUUGUAAAAUAAAUCUAGCAGAUUUCUCAUAU